This is a messenger RNA of Aedes albopictus (Asian tiger mosquito), 12931 nucleotides long. It is a transcript of the gene Itpr, whose product is annotated as inositol 1,4,5-trisphosphate receptor. The record is from RefSeq and is a predicted model, not a curated record. Gene Ontology annotation, biological process: calcium ion transmembrane transport. The transcript has 17 exons. Gene Ontology annotation, cellular component: membrane; endoplasmic reticulum. Lineage: Eukaryota; Metazoa; Arthropoda; Insecta; Diptera; Culicidae. The coding region runs from base 1769 to 10756 and encodes 2995 amino acids. Gene Ontology annotation, molecular function: inositol 1,4,5-trisphosphate-gated calcium channel activity; inositol 1,4,5 trisphosphate binding.
GGUUCGAUUCAGUCGUAACCGCGACGUCGAGAGAGGAGCAUUCGAUCGAGGCGUUUAAGCACCGCGCGAGUUAAGUGGAACUGGGGCUCUGCCUUUUGUGUGUCCGUCGUCGUUCACUGUAUGACGGGGGAGCGAGUGAUAGUGUUGGAUUAAGUGGCACUUUGCAAUUGAAAAUUGGGCUUUUCUUUGCGAUUUUUCCGGAUCGAAACAGGUGAAACCGUGUGACAGAAGGUGUACACUAGUGAAUGGAGUGAAAAAUUGCCAGAAUUGGGUCGAUUUUCCCGGGGGAAAUGUGAAAAACAUGAAGCCCCAUUCGCAGUGAAUAGGCCAUCAAGGUGGUUCAAGAAGAAGAAGGUGUCGGUGGUGUGGAGCUCCAUAGAACACCAUAGAUCGGUAGUGGUGGAGCCAGUGCUAGGCGAAAAGCCGUGGUGGUGGAGAACGAAACCAGCUGAAAGGUGCUAGAAGUUAGAAAUGUUAGAAACGGCCGUGUGUGGAAUGUUCUUAAAGCUGAAGUUUUGCCUGUGAGCCAACAAUAAGUGCAUGUGAAGAUAAGAAACGUUGAUUCCUAUAGCCAACCAACCAGUCCAAGUGCGAUCAAGUUAAGCAGCAAAGAGUGAAAGUGGAGGAAAAACAAGUUUUCCAUAGUGCGAAGCAUCAAGCCAGCAACGUCAACUACAGGCUCUAAAACUACAGCAUGCGAAAGGCUUUACAGUCGUCAGUGUAGAUUCAACCAGCGCAAAUGUAACCCGAGAAGCUGAACAAGAAGAAAUAGCCUACUAUAUGUGUGUUGCUGCUGCUUACAGAUCACUGGAUUAGUAGGAAUCUGUAGGAAUACAAUACAAGUGCUUGAGGGGGUGUUGCUACGUGCGAAUUAUAUAAUUGCAAACCGACCUGGGAUCUAUCACGUCUGUUCCAGAGGAAGCCUUUGAAAGCUGCUAAAACAGAUCUACGGAUAGUGGAGCAUUCGUGUCUAUAUCUACGUGCGUUCAACUUCAACGUAUCUGCUGCUCUAGCUGCUAGAAGAUCAAAACGUGGCGAAGUGAAAAUAAACAUUUCAAUUUGGUGAAGCUGGAAUGGAAUAGGCAGGCAUUUGAAAUUGAAGAUCGAACAGUCAGUGAUUGGAUGUGUGUCGUCUGUCUGAGAGUACGUCCUAUACAUGUGUUGCACCACUACACUAUACUGUAUGUGCUAGAAGCCGGGGGAAUUUGCAUUGAAGAAGAAGGUGAAUGAGGUCAAGAUCGCGACUGGUGAUCAUCAGUUUUAUCGUUUAUUGCCUGCUGUGCUGCUGCUGCUGCUGCAGCCGUACGUGAGAAAAGCUGAGUGCGUACGUGUGUGGUUGGAGUGAAUAUUGAAGCUGUCGAUUGCAAUUUGGUGUGGUUCCAGUAAAGGCGUGGCGGGUGCACCAGGGGCUGUGAUUGUCCACGUUUUCCAGAUGCACCAUCCAUCGACUUGAAACCACUUGUGGAAGAUGCUGCCACCGGUGAAGAUACAUCCAUACGUGCCAAAAGAAACCCGGCUGAGGAGUGAGGAAAACCAUUCACUGCUUGCUGCAACUACUGCUGGUUGCGAGGCUUACCGAGUAUUGAGUUCAAAAUUGCAUGCUGUUUGAGCUCCGUUCAUUGCCUGUGCCAGAUGCGAGAUUUGUGAUCUAGGUUAAGGUUCGCCACCCCCUGCAUUUGUCUGUGUGUGUGUGGCAUUGAACGUGCGAGUGUGUUCGUUUGUGUCUGUGUCCUGUAUGUGUGCCUAAGAGACAUCGAAAGCAGCAAAAAUGGGUGAUAGUACGAUGGGUUCGGUGAGCUUCCUCCACCUGGGGGACAUUGUCUCCCUGUACUCGGAGGGAAGCGUUUCCGGAUUUCUGAGCACGUUGGGCUUGGUAGACGACCGUGUCGUUGUCUGCCCCGGAGCGGGGGAUCUCAAUGAUCCGCCGGAAAAGUUUCGGGACUGUUUGAUCAAAAUUUGUCCCAUGAAUCGAUACUCAGCGCAGAAGCAAUUUUGGAAAGCUGCGAAGCAAAGCACCACAACGAAUACGGAUACCAGCUUGCUCAAGCGGUUACAUCACGCCGCCGAAAUCGAGAAAAAGCAAAACGAGUCCGAGAACAAGAAACUACUGGGAACGGUCGUCCAGUACGGCAGUGUCGUGCAGUUGCUGCACCUGAAGUCGAACAAAUAUGUCACCGUCAACAUACGGUUGCCGGCGCUGCUGGAGAAGAACGCCAUGCGGGUCUAUCUGGACGCCAACGGUAACGAGGGUUCCUGGUUCUACAUCAUGCCUUUCUACAAGCUCCGCUCGGCCGGGGAUAACGUAGUGGUUAACGAUAAGGUCAUUAUGAAACCGGUCAAUGCCAAUCGGCAGAAUUUGCAUGUUGCCGCCAAUUAUGAGCUGCUGGAUAAUCCGGGAAGCAAGGAGGUCAACGUUCUGAAUUCGUCGUCGUCUUGGAAGAUUACGUUGUUCAUGGAACAUCGGGAAAAUCAGGAAGAUGUGCUGAAGGGAGGCGAUGUGGUACGGUUAUUCCACGCUGAGCAGGAGAAGUUCUUGACCAUGGAUGAGUACAAAAAGCAGCAGCAUGUGUUUCUGCGUACGACGGGUAGAACCAGUGCGACUGCAGCUACGAGCAGUAAGGCUCUGUGGGAGAUCGAGGUCGUUCAGCACGAUUCGUGCCGAGGCGGAGCUGGUCAUUGGAACUCAUUGUUUAGGUUUAAACAUUUAGCCACAGGGUACUAUCUGGCUGCGGAGAUCGAUGAUGAUAUUUCACGCACAGAGAAAUCCAGCAACUCCAGUCACCCUCAGGGUGAGUCGUUCCGACUGGUGUCCGUGCCCCAUUCGACGGAUAUUGCUUCGGUGUUUGAGCUGGAUUCAACUACAAUUACUCGACCGGAAGGAUUGGUACCGCAGAACAGUUAUGUACGGAUGCGGCAUCUAUGCUCCAAUACGUGGGUACAUGCAACGUCUUCUCCCAUUGAUGUAGACGAGGACAAACCAGUAAUGUCGAAGGUGGGUUGUUCCGCUAUCAAGGAGGAUAAGGAAGCCUUCCAGUUGAUUCCAGUGUCCCCGGUUGAAGUGCGAGAUUUAGACUUUGCAAACGAUGCUUGCAAAUUAUUGCAAGCUAUGAGUGGUAAGUUGGAGAACGGUUCCAUAUCACCAAAUGAGCGACGAUCGUUGAUCGCCCUUCUUCAGGACAUCGUCUUCUUCAUCGCCGGCCAAGAGAACGAACAGAACAAGAGUGACGCUCUUGAUCUGACGAUUAACAACCCUAACCGCGAUCGACAGAAGUUGCUUCGGGAGCAGUACAUACUGAAGCAGUUAUUUAAGAUAUUGCAAGGCCCAUUCCAGGAAACGAAAAACAACGACGGUCCGUUCCUAAAGAUCGACGAACUAGGAGAUCCCAAAAACGCACCGUACAAGAACAUCUUCCGAUUGUGCUAUCGAAUACUCAAACUCAGUCAGCAAGACUAUCGGAAAAAUCAGGAAUACAUCGCCAAGCACUUCGGCCUGAUGCAGAAGCAGAUCGGGUAUGACAUCCUAGCGGAGGAUACGAUCACGGCUUUGCUGCACAACAACCGGAAACUGCUCGAAAAGCACAUCACGGCUGCGGAAAUCGAAACGUUCGUCGGACUUGUGCGAAAGAACAUGAACAACUGGCAGUCGCGGUUCCUGGACUACCUGUCCGAUCUCUGCGUGUCCAACAAGAAAGCCAUCGCCGUGACGCAGGAAUUGAUUUGCAAAAGUGUUCUCAGCGCCAAGAAUGCCGAUAUUUUGAUAGAGACGUUCCUAAGGGAGGUGGACGAUGAGAGAUUGGGGUAUUUGAAUGAGCUGGAACGAGGUAAUCAUCAGUUUACCGAGAUCCGGGAGGUGGAUGAAACGAAUGAGAGUGAGGCGGAAGGGGAAAAGACUGCGACCAAGUCUUCGGUUGGCGGAACUCCGAAGAAGCUGGAUGAGAGGAAACGAUAUGAGGUGGUUCUUAUGUGGCAGAAUCAAACGCAAUCGAAAUCCAUGAGUCGGCUGGCACAAGGACUGAAAAUCGGUCGAACGAACGACAUUGCCAUCAUGGAAUACUACCGCCAUCAGUUGAAUCUGUUUUCCAACAUGUGUCUGAACCGGCAGUAUCUGGCACUGAACAACCUUUCGCCACAUCUGGACAUCGACCUGAUACUGCGGUGUAUGUCGGACAAAACCAUUCCGUACGAUAUGCGGGCAUCGUUCUGCCGGCUGAUGCUCCACUUGCACGUAGACCGUGACCCACAGGAACCGGUGACGCCGGUCAAAUAUGCCCGGCUGUGGUCGGAGAUUCCUUCCGUUAUGUCAAUCAACGACUACGACAUCGAGAAGCAACCGGACAGCAACAAGGAGGCUGUUCGAGCCCGGUUCAACAAAACCAUUGCUUUCGUCGAGGACUACCUGUGCAAUCACGUGGUUUCAAAAAUGUGGUUCGCCGAUCAGGACCAAAAUAAGCUCACGUUCGAGGUGGUCAAGCUAGCCCGUGAUCUCAUCUACUUCGGGUUCUACAGCUUCAGUGAUCUGCUGCGGCUUACGAAGACACUUCUGAACAUUCUGGACUGCGUUUCGAAUAGCGACGCGGAUGGAAGUCUUCCGACGGGGCACAUUGACUCAGCGACCGAGGAUGGAGGACCAACAACGUCGUCACCAUCGACAACAUCCCGGAAGGAAAGCACAGGUGAACCAAUUAGCAAAAAGUUAAACCGUUCCGCUUCCACUGUGGCUGUGCUGGCUGCGGUUGAAGCUAGCAAAGCGAAAGAUCGUGCCGACAGUCUCUCGGAGGCCGCCAACGAAAGCCGUCGAAUGAUACUUCACAGCUUGAUGAAACGGUGCCAGGCACCACCACCGGAAGCCGAGGGUGGUGUACUGAGAAGGAUCGGUGACAUGGGAGCCGUCAUGACUUCACUGACCCUGGGACCCAUCUCUACCGCUCUCGUAUCGCCCAACAUCCAGCACAGGAAAUCGGUUUCCCAAUACAUGAAAGAAUAUCCACUGGUGAUGGACACUAAACUGAAGAUCAUCGAAAUCCUGCAGUUCAUCCUGGAUGUUCGCCUCGAUUACCGGAUAAGUUGUUUGUUAUCGAUUUUCAAACGAGAGUUCGACGAGAACGAGCAAACGGCGAGUAGUCAACAGACUCAACCGACUACGCCAGUAGCUCAACCCGUUGUUCCUCCGGUUCCCGCUGUCGUUACCCCAACUACGGAACCAACACUCACAGAAACAACUUCGGAGACAGCCUCUCUGUUGUCGACAUCGACGGUGGACACGAUUGUGGAGUCGUCCACUGCAGAAGUAGUAAUUCCGAAACAGUCGUCCCCAGUAACCAGUCAGGAAGCGAAACCGGAAGCUAAGUCGGAUGCGAAACCGAUACCCCCUACAACCGAAAACAUAAACCUUCGUCAGAAGAAUAUAGAUCUCGAGUCGAUCGGUGUUCAGGCGGAAGGUAUCUUCGGCUGUAACGAGGAUACCUACAACCCACUGGAUCUGGAUGGCCAAGGUGGCAGAACAUUCCUAAGGGUACUGCUGCAUUUGAUCAUGCACGAGUAUCCUGCACUGGUGUCGGGAGCCCUUCAUCUACUAUUCCGACACUUCAGUCAACGGCAAGAAGUCUUGCAUGCCUUCCGGCAGGUACAGCUACUGGUAUCGGACAGCGAUGUGGAAUCGUACAAGCAGAUCAAAUCCGAUCUCGACGUGCUCCGGCAGAGCGUUGAAAAGUCCGAACUGUGGGUGUACAAAUCAAAACAAUCCGAUGAGCUGCAACAAGCUGGUGAAGGUGGAGAGGCUGGCGAUGGACAGAAACCGGAGAAGGAUACCGCGACUUCUGGUGUGAAACCGAAACCCGAGCUGGUAAAGCAGGAAUCUCAACUGAACUUCGAUCAGGGUCCAGAGUUGAAUCCAGAACAAGCAGCUGAAUACAAGAAAAUUCAGCAGAUUCUCAUUAGGAUGAACAAAUUGUGUAUCACAACAGCAGGUCCCGGUGAAGUCGUCAAGCCAAGGAAACACGAACAGCGAUUGCUGCGUAACGUGGGAGUUCAUACCGUUGUUCUAGAUCUGCUGCAAAUUCCAUACGAUGAGAAGGAUGAUUAUCGGAUGAACGAACUUAUGCGAUUGGCUCACGAGUUUCUACAGAACUUCUGCUUGGGAAAUCAACAGAAUCAAAUCUUGCUACAUAAACAGCUUGAUCUGUUCCUUAAUCCGGGGAUCCUGGAGGCGGAAACGGUUUGCGCCAUCUUCAAGGACAACCUAAACCUGUGCAACGAAGUAAGCGACAAAGUCGUGCAGCACUUUGUCCACUGUAUCGAGAUUCACGGUCGCCAUGUGGAAUACCUGAAGUUCCUGCAGACGAUCAUCAAGGCGGAGAACCAGUUCAUUCGCAAGUGCCAGGAUAUGGUCAUGCAGGAACUGGUCAACGCCGGCGAGGAUGUGUUGGUGUUCUACAACGACAAGUCUUCGUUUAACUACUUUGUGGAGUUGAUGCGAAGCUACAGCAGUGGAGAACUGGCGGAUUCUAGCCCUUUGAUGUAUCACAUCGAGCUGGUGAAGCUGCUGGCUUGUUGCACGAUGGGUAAGAAUGUUUAUACGGAAAUCAAGUGCAAUAGUUUGCUGGCGUUGGAUGACAUUGUGGCUAUGAUAUCGCAUUCGGAUUGUAUCCCGGAGGUGAAGGUCGCGUACGUGGAUUUCCUGUGUCACUGUUACAUCGAUACGGAGGUUGAGGUGAAGGAGAUCUAUUCCUCUAAUCACAUGUGGUGUUUGUUCGAGAAGUCGUUUUUGAUCGACAUCAAUAAUGUGGUAAAAGGAGGAAGCUAUACGAAUCGUCAGCUGGAGAACUAUGUCUGCAACGAAAUCAUGAACAUCCUGACGACUUUUUUCAACAGUCAAUUUUCGGACCAGAGCACGGCACUACAGAAACGGCAACUAAUUUUCGUGAAAAUCCUGCAAUCAUCCUUCAAGCUUACGCAAUGCAAGUGGCUUUCGCCCUCGCAGCGGUUUAACGUAGAGAACUGCAUCCGGACGCUUUCGGAGAAGGCAAAACCCCGUGGAAUUGCCAUCCCGAUCGAUCUGGAAAACCAGGUGGUCAAAAUGUUCAACAAGACGGCACUGCUGUCGCGCCAGACUAGCAAGUGGCUGCUGGUUACCAAGCAGACCAAGAUGGAGCGAUCACAGUCGCAGAUCAUGCGGAUGGAUAGGAGUAUCAUUGAGGGACUGCAGGACAUUGUUUCACUGCUGGAGGAUAAACUGAAACCAUUGGUUGAGGCAGAGCAGUCGUUGCUGGUAGAUAUUCUGUACAAGUCGGAGUUGUUGUUCCCGGUCAAUACGGAGUCCAGGAAGAAGUGUGAAAGUGGAGACUUUAUCCGGCAUUUGAUCAAGCAUACGGAAAAGUUGCUGGAGGAGAAGGAAGAGAAACUGUGCGUGAAGAUACUGAAAACGUUGAAAGAGAUGAUGACGAUUGAUUGCGAAUAUGGCGAUAAGGGUGAUCACCUGCGAACGAUUUUGCUGAAGCGGUACUUUGGGCAUGAGUUUGUUCAGCCGGCGUUGCCCGCAGCGUUGGUUGGUGAGGUUACGAAGGGGAUUGAACAGAGUUCUGGACCGGCUGGGUUACCUUUGGCCACAAUUAGUCAUGGACCAGGGGCGAAGUAUCUUAUACGGGCAGGACGGACGUUGCACGAGGUUCAGAACGAUUUGGACAAGGAGGGAGCAAGUGAUCUUGUGAUAGAGCUCGUGAUCAAGUCGAUCAAUUCACCUUCGAUAUUCGUGGAAGCGAUCGAGCUGGGAAUAGCACUGCUGGAGGGAGGAAAUCCGAUCAUUCAGAAGGGAAUGUAUAAUAAAUUUUUGAGUAAUGAUCUGAGCCAGUCGUUCUUCAAGGUGUUCUUUGAUAAGAUGAAGGAUUCCCAGCAGGAGAUCAAGUCUACGGUGACGGUGAACACUUCGGAUAUGGCGGCUAAUAAGGCGAAUGAGAGUAAAUCGGAUGGGAAGGAUUUCGACAAGAUCCAGAGGAAGAAUGUGAACAAGGUUAACGGAAUUGUGAUUACGGAUGAGUUCAAGGAAGAGUUGCAGAACGCGGCUUUGGUUACUCAGCAGUCCUAUAUCAACGCUAGGAAUUUAGCAGCAGCCUCGGAUGGAACAAAUUCCGAGAACGGAGAUGACAAUGCCUUGAUGAGCAUAGGAACAUCGGCUCUUGAAGACAUUCUGGCGGAGAAAUUAGAGAAGCAUAAGGAUAAAGAUGAGAACAACAAGUUGUCAAACAAGGUUCUUGUGAUGCAACCGAUUCUCCGAUUUCUGCAGCUGCUUUGCGAGAACCACAAUCCAGAGCUGCAGAACUUGCUGAGGAAUCAGAAUAACAAAACGAACUACAAUCUUGUUUCGGAAACUCUGAUGUUCCUCGACUGUAUUUGUGGAUCGACUACGGGAGGUUUAGGCCUUCUGGGGCUGUACAUAAACGAAAACAAUGUGUCGCUGAUCAAUCAGACCUUGGAAACCCUUACGGAAUACUGCCAAGGACCUUGCCAUGACAACCAGAACUGCAUUGCCACGCACGAGUCCAACGGGCUGGACAUCAUCACCGCACUAAUUUUGAACGAUAUCAAUCCGUUGGGCAAGAACCGAAUGGACCUGGUUCUGGAACUGAAGAACAACGCUUCCAAGUUGUUACUCGCGAUCAUGGAGUCCCGAGGAGAUAGCGAAAACGCGGAGCGAAUCUUAGCCAACAUGAAUCCCAAGCAGUUGGUCGACGUGGCAUGCCGGGCAUACCACCAGGACGAGAACAUCCUGCUGCUGCUCAAUCAAGGCGAUGGAAAUGGGGAUGAUAACUACAGCAUGAAGCAUGAUCUUGCAGAUGAUCAGAACGAUGAUGAUGACAUGGGCGUCUCUCCGAAGGAAGUCGGUCACAACAUCUACAUCCUCUGCCAUCAGCUUGCCCAACAUAACAAGGAACUGGCCAACCUACUGAAAAUCGAUACCUAUAGCGCUCCGUCUGCCAAUACUGAAACCAGAACCGGAAUCAGCCUGCCUCCGCCUAUACCCGCGAGCACCACCAAAGCCAACACGAAGGUGAAUCAAGCCCUCCUAUUCUACCAAACUCACACGGCGCAGAUCGAAAUCGUGCGGCACGAUCGCACGCUGGAACAAAUUGUGUUCCCGAUUCCGGAAAUCUGCGAGUACCUAACGAAGGACACCAAAGUGCGCGUUCUGAAUACGGCCGAACGGGACGAUCAGGGCAGCAAGGUGGCGGACUUUUUCGAUCGCCAUGAGGCCAUGUUCAACGAGAUGAAGUGGCAGAAAAAGUUGCGUGGCCAACCGGCCCUGUUCUGGGUCAGUAGCUACAUGUCGCUGUGGAGCAACAUUCUGUUCAAUCUGGCCGUCCUGAUGAAUCUGAUUGUGGCGUUCUUCUAUCCUUUCGAAAACAGUGUGCCUGAGCUAAGCUUUCAUCUAUCGUCCCUGAUUUGGAUCGUGACGCUCGUUUCGUUGGUCAUCGUUAUCACACUUCCGCGACAAUCGGGCAUUCGAACGUUUGUGGUAGCGCUCAUAUUGCGGCUGAUAUUCUCCUGUGGACCGGAGCCAACCGUGUGGUUGCUCGGGUGCGCAACGGUCAUCAUGAAAGGUGUACACAUCAUUAGUUUGAUGGGUAACUACGGGACGCUGGAGAAGAAUCUUCUGUCGAUCAUCACGGAUGCAGAACUACUGUACCACUUCGGGUAUCUGUCGUUCUGUGUUUUCGGUGUGCUACUGCAUCCGUUCUUCUUCUCGAUAUUGCUUUUCGACGUAGUCUACCGAGAGGAAACCCUGCUGAACGUGAUACGAUCCGUAACUCGAAACGGUCGUUCCAUCAUAUUGACCGCCGUGCUCGCCCUAAUCCUGGUGUACAUGUUCUCCAUCAUCGGGUACAUGUUCUUCCGGGACGACUUCCUUGUUCCGGUGGAUGAAGAAUUCGUAGCGCCCGAAUCGGAGGCCACAGGAUGCAACGAACCCGAACGAAGCCACAUGCUUCCGGAAGCGCUGAUCGAAGGGAGCCCACCCCCAUUUUGUACCCAACCCCAGCCGGAUGACGGUGGCGAUCGAGGAGGUGGUGGCGAUGAGAUGAAGGAACGUGGCUGCGAUUCCAUGGUGAUGUGCAUCAUCACAACACUAAAUCAGGGCCUGCGGAAUGGUGGCGGUAUAGGGGACAUUCUCCGGGCACCCAGCCGGAAGGAAACGCUCUUCGUGCCACGGGUGAUUUACGAUCUGCUGUUCUUCUUCAUCGUCAUCAUUAUUGUGCUGAAUCUGAUCUUUGGUGUCAUCAUCGACACCUUUGCCGAUCUGAGAAGCGAAAAGCAGCAAAAGGAGCUGAUACUGAAGAACACCUGCUUCAUCUGUGGGCUGAACCGAUCGGCUUUCGAUAACAAAACGGUCAGCUUCGAGGAGCACAUCAAGAACGAGCACAACAUGUGGCACUAUCUGUACUUUAUUGUGCUGGUCAAGGUGAAGGAUCCGACGGAGUUCACCGGGCCGGAGAGCUAUGUGCACGCUAUGGUGAAGGCAAACAUCCAGGAUUGGUUCCCACGGUUGCGUGCCAUGUCGCUGGCUGCAGUGGACGGGGACGGCGAGCAGAUCGAGCUGAGAAGCCUGAAGAAUCUGCUGGAGACCAAUCACAUUGCCGUGCGGGAAUUGACUGCUCAAAUUAUGGAACUGGAGAAUAAGAUGACUGAGCAGAGAAAACAGCGCCAACGUCAUGCACUGUUAAAUCCAACCACAUCAACAUCCUACCAGUUCUAUCCGCAAAUUUGAUGUUCACCAUCCGAAAAUCUCUAGGAUAGAAGAUGAAGCCUAAGCCGCCCAUCCAACCUAAACCUUGUGGCAUUUAAUGUGUAAAAAGUCUAUAUUUUUUUUUUGUAAAUUAGUUAAAACAUUUAGAAAAAAAAUCUACUAGCAUGGCACGUGCAUCCAUUGGUAUUGUGAUCCAACUAAUAACAGUAGUUAACUUUGAAUCAAGAAAUCUGUGCACUGUUCCAAAAUGUGAUUUAGUCAGCGAAUGAAAAGCUCAAACUUGAGUAUCAUUAUUGAUGUUAUAUUGUUAUAGCAAACCGUAGGUAAUGUAGUGCAUUUGUCAUACGUAAAUAUGAAACAGUAGCCUAACAACUAAUGUCAAUAUCAGAAAUACAAUGUACGUUUGUGGUUGUCUUUUUCAAUUAUGUACUAAUUGUAACUAAUUCGCAACAUUUCAAUUAACUAUCUACUAACUGACUUACCCGUACCGAGUAGACUGUACUUUACCAACGAAUUUUAGUCGAACUUACAAGAAGAUUAAUGGUUUUAUCGAAGUUCAUCUUUUGGAUAUCCCCUUAUACCUUAUUGUUAACGGUUUACCUUUUCAACGACAAUACCAUUUAUACAAUCAUUAAUCAAAGCUUAAUUCUAUUAGACUGUGCUACAUUUUUCUUCAUCAUUCCCACAAAAAGCUUUCUUUUAUCAUUGAAUGUCUCUAACCCUUUACAUUGGAGCUGUAAAUUCCCUUUCGCAAUGUGAUAUUUGUUUGCUCUUCUUAGAACUUUAGUUUUUUGACAUUCUUCUAUCGAAAUUUAUAUCUUUUACAGCUAGCUCUAAGCACAAAAUAAUGGCUUAUUAACGAAAUGCUCACGCUUCCAACUUAGUUGAUCGAUUAUUUAAACGCUGUUCUUAUUUGGCUAUGCUUUAUUUCCUGAACUGACACUCCAGUGAAAUUAAAAAAAAAAAACAACUGUAAAAACUCUCAAACUAUUUGUUGUUAAGGCCCCUUAGCGUGUCAUCGCAAAAUGGCUUCUUCAAAAUCAUUGACCGAAAUCAACUUUACACAACUUUGCACCAAUACAUAUUUGUAAAAAAUCGACACUUAUCUUAUUCUAUAAAAUAAUCAAUUUCACGCGAGAUAUUCGGCAUAAAAAUGUAUUCACACUACUUCAAAUACAAGCCUCUUUCCAAGUAAUCACGAUUUCUAAGCAUUAGUUCACUCGAAAGUAGAAAUUUUUAACGAUUUGUUUCGACCGCAUUAAAAAUGUGGUUGGCGGUGUUUACCACCCACCGCAGUACCAACGACGACAACGGCAGCGCGGUGGUGUCUUUUGGCGCGCACAAUCAUCGAUCAUUGCACGCAGUGAUGUCGAUCCUGCUGGCCAAAGCAUCAAUGAAAUUGAUCGAAAUCAAUUAGUAAAUCCAGUCAAACACAUUGGUUAUGCGUCAUAAAAUCAAAAAUAAUUUGUGGGGUGAUUAUUUUUUAACUUUUUUACCACAAUUGUUAGUAAAAUAAUCAAAGCAUUAUAAUUUACGAAAUCUUCACCAAGCGGUCCGCCAGCACUGCUGUUGCAGCAAGCAUAAACAGUGGGAGAGCGUACAAAAAGAUUUGGAUCAUUUCUAGCUUGUUACAUAAAAAAUCUAACAUUUUUCGUGACAUUUGGAUAUGUUUCCUUGUUAUUCAUUGAAGUAGAGUAGUUUAUUGCCUGAGUUGCUUUCAAAUGAUUCAGAUUCUCGAAAUGUUUACAUUGGAGGUACCGAGACAAAGAGGUGCUAUUUUUGUUUGUUUGUUUAUGAAAUUGGUAUAGAAAGGCUUCACAACUACUAUCGUGCUUGAUGAUUGUUUGGAAUAAGAAUCAAAUAAUAAGAGUAAAAUUUGAGCUGACACGCUAAGGGGCCUUAAACGCUUCUAAUGCAUAUAUGUAGGUACCUACCAAUCGAAUCAAACUUUUGCCUAGAUUUAUAGAGCACGGUAACUUUUCAGUUUAGUCAUAAGCAGACUACAUGGAAGAGAAGAAAACAAUAGUUGUUACACUGUUACGUAGAAUAAUUUCGGUUAGUUUAUGUUAGGGUUCGCAGAGAAGAGUGCCGAACGAAACCCGAUUCGUUCUCUUUCGAUAGUUGGAUAGCACCUUUCUUGAAUAAUACUGAAAAAUAUACGAUACGUAACGCAAAGUAUGUAUGCCUAUUAUUGAA